UAGCUCCCCUUUCGUUGGUCUAGAGUCUGACAGUCUCUUCACAAUCACGGCAAGGCAUCCUUCUCCCUUGCCAGUUCAGAGGCUGUCCAUUAAUCUCUCCCCGGACCUGAUAGGCCUGUGCGCCAGGAAGAUCCAUAUCCUUCGGACCGCGUGAGCAAGAUGGCCUUCCUGGCGACUCGCACCAGGAUACCCCUGCAGGUUGCGCACAGGAAUCUCACUUCUCAGCAGCAGCUACACACUCUGAGAGUCUCUUCGUCGCCUCUGCGCUCUUGGUCCAGUGAUACCCGGUCAUGGACAUCUGCUCAUCCAUCUAGCAACGCAGCAAAGCAAGCCUUAUCGCAUAUGCGAUCGUCCCCCGUGUUCUCGUUGCCCCUUCUUGGACUCCGUGUCGCUUCUGUCAGAAACUUCACUUCUUCCGCCAGCUUCGCAGGUCCUGCGCCCAGAGAUCCGCUACAGGCAGAGAGAGAGGCGGCUACCGUAGCUGGGAACAGAGCUGCUAGAGCUCGGACUGAGUCCUUAGGUGCAGAUGGCUCGCAAGGCGGCGCUAGUAGCGGCAAAGGACCGGACGGAGACAAGGAGGUGUAUGGCUCAAGACUGAAGCGAGCUUGGAAAGAAACGCCGAUCAAGUGGUACCCUAUUCCCAUACUUCUUGGAGCCAUCGUUCUCAUCGGUGUGCAAGCACGACGUUUGUACAACGCUGAUCAGAGUGGCAAGGGCAAGAUCGUAGAUGGGGAAGGCAAGGUAGUGACGAUGUCUGGACCUUGGGCUGUUUAUGUCCUUGCUGCCCUGCCGCUGAAUGCCAUCUCUCGCCUUUGGGGAUGGGCAAACGAUCUGACCCUGCCAGUCUGGUUCAGACCAUUCGGAUUCCGACUCUAUGCUCGCAUCUUUGGCUGCAAUCUCGAUGAGAUGAACGACCCCGAUUUGACACAUUAUCGAAGUCUCGGAGAAUUCUUUUACAGAGAGCUCGCUCCCGGAAUGAGAAUCGUCGAUGAGGAAGCCCCCAUCGUCUCCCCUGCCGACGGAACCAUUCUGCACUUUGGUACCAUCAAGGGUAGGCAAGUCGAACAGGUGAAGGGUAUCACGUACUCUCUCGACGCUCUGCUGGGCCUCUCUUCCUCCCCAGAAGGGAUUGAGGAGGUUCGAGGACCUGGGUCCGAUCUCGACGACAAGGAAUUUGCAGCUAUCAACGGCAUUGACUACUCUCUCGACCGGUUAUUGGGCGACGAGAAGCUCAAGAAGAUGGGCAAGAGGUUUGUCAGCUGGAAGUGGUGGAAGAGCUGGGUGGUCUCGCCAAAGAAAGCAAACAAGACGGGUAUCCCGGCUGCUUCCCAGCCAGACCAGGCCGGCAAGACUGCUGCAAAGCCAGAUCCUGAUGACGGCGACGACGAGCCAGCCGAAGCCGGAGUGGAAACACCCGAUACCCCGGAAAUUCUCUCACGGUAUGCGUCCGUAGCAUACGAGAUGGGAUCUGGUGCCCUACCCCCCAUUCUUCAGCGUCACUCGCCCGGCCAAGAAGGUGUGGCAGACGGUAAUAAGCUCCACUUUGCAGUCGUCUACCUAGCUCCGGGAGACUACCAUCGUUUCCACUCUCCCACGAACUGGGUCGUGGAGCGACGACGGCACUUCAGGGGAGAACUCUACUCUGUGUCUCCCUACAUUGCCAAUAGACUCUCGAACCUGUUCAUCCUAAACGAGCGAGUGGCUCUGCUGGGGCGAUGGAGAUACGGAUUCUUCUCGAUGAUUCCUGUUGGCGCCACCAAUGUUGGAUCGAUCAAGGUCAACUUCGACGCUGAUCUGCGUACCAAUGUGAGAGAGCAGCGUCCCCUGGCUGGCACAUUCUCGGAGGCCUCUUACGGCAAGGCCUCGCGGCUUCUAGGUGGCCAGCCGUUGAGCAAGGGUGAAGAGAUGGGUGGUUUCCUGCUGGGUUCUACCAUUGUCUUGGUGUGGGAGUCGCCCGACUUCGCGUUUGAGAUCGAGCCAGGGCAGAAGGUCAAGGUGGGACAGAGGCUGGGCGAUCUGGGUUUCAAGCAGAUCAGUGAGGAAGAGAGGAGAAGACAUCAGACGAAGAAGAGGUGGUGGUUCUUCUGAGAUCAGGGCUCUACAGGCUGUACAAAUCCACGCUGCGCGGUGUGGGCGACUCCUACUUGGGCAUGUGCAAGUGAUGUUCAAACAAAGUGCCGUGGUGGCUCAGAUUUGUGUUUCUCCUGACGCUGUGUGAUAGUCUGCAAUGGUCUAGCCGUAC
Molecule: messenger RNA, 2242 nt
Organism: Microstroma glucosiphilum
Lineage: Eukaryota; Fungi; Basidiomycota; Exobasidiomycetes; Microstromatales; Microstromataceae
Product: phosphatidylserine decarboxylase
Exons: 3
Coding region: 160-2088 (642 amino acids)
Biological process (GO): phosphatidylethanolamine biosynthetic process
Cellular component (GO): mitochondrion
Molecular function (GO): phosphatidylserine decarboxylase activity
Source: RefSeq, a predicted model, not a curated record